ACGGUGGUGAUAACGAUGGCCACCGGAACACGGCCAAAAACCGCAGCUCUGCUUCCACACUCGAUUCAGUCUCUUCUCCUCGACCCGUUCGAGAGGAGACCGCUGGACGAGCAGCUGCAAAUCAAAGAGAGCGGACCCGACCGACCGGAACUCACGGUUUGCCCUCCCGCCGGGGAGAGGGCAGGUAAAAUGAACAGCCGGGGGUUUUCCCGGAAGUGGUACAGCAGGAAGUCUUGGCUAGCGGGAUGCAGCAACUCGAACGCCUUCUUUUGCUUCCCGUGUUUACUUUUAAAAACCGCCGGAGCGGACACAGCAUGGACGGUCACUGGAAUCCAAGAUAUGCACCACAUAUCCGAGAAGAUAAGGAAGCACGAGUGUUCGAGGGCGCACCUGGUGAACACCAUGGAGCUGGCCACGCUGGGCACGGGGAGCGUCGCCGAGCAGCUGGACGAGAACAACCGGGGCCGGGUGAGGAGGCACAACGAGGAGGUGCUGAAGAACCGGCACAUUCUAUCCAAGUUGGUUGACUGUGUCCUCUGCGGAGCGUUCGAGCUGGACUCACGCCUCCAUGGGGACACAGCGGACACCACCGGCCGGGGGUUGGACGGCUGCGUGGCCUCGCUGGACUCCGUGUUGGAGGAGCACCUGAAGAAGGCCACCGUGUUCAGAGGCUCCUCGAAGACGGUGCACCAGGAGCUGCUGGACUCCAUGCUGUCCGUUCUCAAGGAAUGUAUCCUGGACGAGGUGCAAGGCGCCGAGUAUCUCGCCAUUCAGGUGGACGAAACCACCGGUGUCUCCACCCACAGCCAGUUGGUGCUGGUGCUGCGGUACAUCGACCGUCGCAACAACGUGCAGGAGCGCUUCUUCGACUUCAUCCCGCUUCAGGAUGCCAACGCGGACUCGAUCGUCGCAUCGCUGCUGGAGAGGCUGAGCACGCUGCUCCCCGAGGGCCGGGAGAGCCGGCUGAUCGCCCAGGCCUACGACGGGGCUGCUGUGAUGAGGGGGGCAAAAGGUGGAGUUCAUGGCCGGGUCCUGGAGGUUUACGGAAAUGCUCACUACGUCCACUGCUACGCGCAUCACUUGGACGUCAUCAUGGAGCAGGCGACGUCACACAUCCCCCCGAUCAGAGCGUUCUUCUCGGACCUCGGUGGGUUCUCUGAAUUUUUCUCCAGGUCCUUCAAGAGAACCAAAGUGCUGGAGGAAGUGGUGGCACGCAGACUUCCCGGAACGUCAACAACCAAGUGGAACCUCCACACUCGUGCUCUUAAACCCGUGUACGAGCACCAGGACGACCUCCUGCUGUGUUUCCAGACCAUCAGAGACUCGAGUCACUUCGAUCCUCAAACCGUCAGAGAGGCCGGGGGCUUCGUGCGGAUGCUUCAAGACGAAGAUUUCUGCUUUUUCCUGGCAUUGUUUCACAAGAUCAUGCCCAACGUGGACACGCUGUCCAAAGAGUUGCAGAAGAAGAACAUCAUAACAAAUUACUCGACCAUCAUCUCAGGAAUCAUCCAGAGCUUCACCGACAACAUGCAAAAGAUCAGGGACUCCUUUCCUUCUUUGCAUGGGCAAACCAGUGGGUCUGUGCAGGAGCAGCCCAGAAAGAAGAAGAGGACACUAGGACAAGGAGAACACCAGCAGUUGGCUACAGAGGUAUGUGAAACCAUUUUGAGCGACGCCAAGGACAGGUUGUCUUUCACCAAGCACCUCAUCAGUGCCACCCUCUUACGAGGAGACCUGUUCCCAGAGCACGACAGGAGGUUCCCCGAUUCAGCGCUGGAUACCACAGUGGAGGCCUACCCCAUGUUGAGCAAGGCCAAGCUGAAAACCGAGCUAUCCCUUAUAUACAAGAACAACGAGUUCAGAACCUGCAGUAGUGCAUUGACUCUGUUCCUGUUCUUCAUGGAGAACAACCUCCAGGACACCUUCACUGAGACGGUCAGUCUCCUCCGAAUCCUGAUCACUACACCCAUGACAUCAGCAGAAUCAGGGAGGUGCUUCUCCACCUUAAAACGGAUCAAAACCUUCCUGAGGAACACCAAGACACAGGGACACCUGAAUGCUCUGGCUAUGCUCUCCAUGGAAAAGAAGCUAGUCCGAAACAUCCCUGACUUCAACAACAGGGUCAUUGAGAGAUUUGCUAAUCAGAAGGAAAGAAGGGCAAAAUUCCUCUACAAAUAAGAUGUCCCACACAGACACACACAUGUUCCCCUGACCCAAUGUGCCUUUGAAUAAAGUUUACCUAAUUAGGAAUCCUGCAGUAUAUGGCUCCUCCUUUUAAUUGUCUUAAUAGUACUGUAUGUGUUUCAGGAAUGUGAACUUAAUAAACACUAGUAACCAGACCCAGUCUGUAGACUAAUGAUUCAUAAU
Platichthys flesus (European flounder) is the source of this 2367-nucleotide messenger RNA. Its product is annotated as zinc finger MYM-type protein 1-like. NCBI's taxonomy places the organism in Eukaryota, Metazoa, Chordata, Actinopteri, Pleuronectiformes, Pleuronectidae. Bases 16 to 2178 code for a protein of 720 amino acids. Gene Ontology annotation, molecular function: protein dimerization activity. The record is from RefSeq and is a predicted model, not a curated record. The transcript is spliced from 3 exons.